AUGGUUAAUUAUUUCGCUCAUAGGAAAAUAGCCAAAAUCAAAGAGAGCGCUGAUUCUAAAGCUGACAUCGUCACUAAUAGUGCGAACUCACCAUCCCCUGCGCCUGCAGGCAAACUUCCUUCCAAAGUAAAACCUUUGGUCAUUAACUUGUUGGUUCCACUUGAAGACCGCAUUUAUGAUAAGAUUGCCGAUGUUCUCGCUGAGAGAAUCACUCUUGAAAGUGUGGAGGAUGAGUCCCUACGGGUUGCCAUAGAGAAUAUCCGAGAUAGCGGAGAGAUCAUGGUGGAAGAAUGGUUAGAAGAGCAAUUUUUCUGCCCACCUGGAUUGCGUUUACGAGCUAACGAUGACAUCGGGAGGAUAUAUCUCAGAAAAAGCGAAGUUGCGGAGGUAUGGCGGAUGUGUUAUGCUACACUAAGUGAGCGACCUCAAUGUGAAAUUCUGAACGCUGUUGAUGCACAAUAUGUUGGAAUAGCAACUAAAGCAAAUUUGAAAGAAGUCUCAAAAUAUGACCUGCUGAAAGGAGCUCGAGUAGUGUUUCCAACGCCGCCCAGAUCCAUCGGGAGAAAACCAAUGCAAUAUGUUCAGGUUUGUUAUCUUUUACUGCGAGUAUAUCUUGUUUCUUUUUUGUUUACUAUGUUCUUCGUUUUUUCUUUUACCUUCUUCUUCGUUUUGUAAUU
Molecule: messenger RNA, 677 nt
Organism: Cylicostephanus goldi
Lineage: Eukaryota; Metazoa; Nematoda; Chromadorea; Rhabditida; Strongylidae
Source: the annotation of a GenBank genome assembly